This is a messenger RNA of Williopsis jadinii, 854 nucleotides long. RefSeq names its product Nce102p (gene NCE102). The transcript has a single exon. The record is from RefSeq and is a predicted model, not a curated record. Gene Ontology annotation, cellular component: eisosome; plasma membrane. NCBI's taxonomy places the organism in Eukaryota, Fungi, Ascomycota, Saccharomycetes, Phaffomycetales, Wickerhamomycetaceae. Bases 188 to 694 code for a protein of 168 amino acids. Gene Ontology annotation, biological process: eisosome assembly; protein localization to plasma membrane.
CUUUUGUUCUAUAGUUUUCCUUUUGCCGUCAUCCCCUAGAAAAAGCCCGAAAAGUUUUAUAAAUGGACCACACCCCCCGAAUUUUGUCCCUAUAGCACUUUCCCUCUUGCUCCUUCCUACUUGGUUUAUCUUUGUUUGUGAUUAUACCAUUCAAUUCUAAUCAGCACUCACAUUCGAAUUUGCAACAAUGCUUCCAAUUGCAGACUCAAUUCUCAGAGUAUUAAACUUUAUGUUCCUGACCAUCGUCCUUGGUCUGACGGGUUCGCUUAUCCAUGGUCAAGACCACUCUAAUUCCAGGGUCAACUUUGCCCUGUUUGCCUCAGUCUUUGGUUUGGUGUUCUCAUCAUUCUACGGGUUGCUUGCCAACUUUGUCGAGUUCCUCGCAUGGCCGGUGAUCCUCGUGGCCUUGGACUUCUUGAACUUCGUCUUCACCUUCUCCGCUGCCACUGCACUGGCUGUUGGCACAAGAACCCACUCUUGUUCUAACCAGUCCUACUUGGACAGCAACAGUAUCACCCAGGGCUCCAAGGACCGUUGCAGAAAGGCACAGGCUUCCACCGCCUUCCUGUACUUCUCCUUCUUCACCUUCAUUGGUUCCGGUGCCAUCUCCAUCUUCUCCUUGUUGAACGGUGGUGCCUUCGGCUCCAGAAGACCUAGAAAGUCCGCUGGUGUUCCAACCAUCUCCACCGCUUGAGUCCUGGCUGGGUUAUAACGUCAUGUCGUGAGAAUCAUGUGACAUUACCGUCCUUUACUACCGCCACUAUUCCCACUGCCACUACACAUACGCACAUAUUCACACCUGUAUACAUUAUUAUACCACCACCACCACCACUUUUUUAUAUGCUCCACUGUGA